Messenger RNA from Bombyx mandarina (wild silkworm), 1860 nucleotides. RefSeq lists its product as uncharacterized. Lineage: Eukaryota; Metazoa; Arthropoda; Insecta; Lepidoptera; Bombycidae. The record is from RefSeq and is a predicted model, not a curated record.
AUGUUUACAGAUGUGUCGCAAAGCGCAUAUGGUGCUUGCCUUUACGUGCCAAGCGCGGACGUGUAUGGACGAAUCAAGGUCUCGUUACUUAUUGCCAAAAGUAAAGUAGCUCCAUUAAAGCUAACGACGAUCCCUCGGUUGGAGCUCUGCGGGGCUCUGGUAGGAGUGCGCCUCUAUGAGAAGGCUAUUGAUUCACUCCGGGUUCAGGUCAGGCAUACUACUUUUUGGACUGACUCGACGAUUGUGUUAGGCUGGCUUAAAAUGUUGCCUAGUAAAUUACAGCCUUUCGUUCGCAAUCGUACGGUGGAGAUCAUGGAGAAAACCGUGAACUGUACCUGGCGUCAUGUUCCCACUGAUGAAAACCCUGCUAAUCAUAUUUCUCGCGCCGUCGAAGUCGUAAAUUUGCAGGGUCUAGAUCUGUGGUGGUCAGGUCCUCAAUUUCUGCAGCAAGACUGCUCUCAGUGGCCUUCCAAUUCAGGCCGGUACAGCGACUCCAAACUCCCUGAAGUUCGUCCUGAAGUCUCGUUGCACCUUUCAGUUCCACGUGAUGAUUCAUUUAUUGAUUUCAGCCAAUUCUCAAACCUGUCUCGACUAAACCGUGCUGUAGCCUAUGCAUUGAGAUUCAUAAAUUUACAGAACGCUUUGAACUUGAUUAUUAGGAAAGCUCAGUCUGAUUCGUUUGUCGAAUACAAGCUCCUAACUCAGGGACAUUCGUUAUCUCCUAAAAAUCCCCUCAACAAGUUCAAUGUCUUUCUUGAUGACGCUCAAAUUAUGCGUGUUGGUGGCAAGUUUGGAAACGCGUCGGAGUUUUCGUAUGAGAAAAAAUAUCCUAUAAUCCUACAGUCCACUCACAUUCUCACAAAACUCGUAUUCAAGGCUGAACAUAUUAGGCUUAUGCACGCUGGACCCCAACUAUUAUUAGCUUCUAUAAGAGAAGUCCACUGGCCUAUUGGCGGUCGCAAUUUGGCCAAGACCACUUACCAUAAUUGUAUAAGAUGUAUUCGCAUGCGAGCACAAACAGUUACUCCUCUUAUGGGAAAUUUACCUGUGCACCGCCUCACUCCUGGUCGCCCGUUCGAGUGUGUAGGCAUCGACUACGCUGGACCCAUCUCGUCCGCUAACCGCCUUAGUCGAGGUUGUAGAAUCGUUAAGGUCUACAUCGCGAUUUUUGUAUGUUUCAAAACAAAGGCGAUCCAUAUCGAAUUAGUAGGUGAUUUAACCAGCAAUAGUUUUCUCUCUGCGCUACGCCGGUUUGUAUCGCGGAGAGAAGGUAUUAACUUCCACCUGUGUCCACCUUACUCUCCUCAUUUUGGGGGUCUUUGGGAGGCGGGGGUUAAAUCUAUUAAAUUCCAUAUGCACAGAGUAUUGGGAAAUUGUAAUUUAACUUAUGAGGAAUUGAUCACUGUCCUAACGCAAAUCGAAGCAAUAUUUAAUUCUCGGCCGCUGACUCCACUAUCAAGCGAUCCCGAUGACAUGAUGCCGCUUACUCCUGGGCAUUUUCUCAUUGGCCAGCCCCUUACUGCAAUGCCUGCUGCUGAGUACAAGGACUGCCGGCUAAGCAAUCUCACCAGGUUCCAGCGGUUAGAGCUUAUGCGACAACAUUUUUGGGCCAGAUGGUCAAAGGAAUACAUUAGUGAGCUGCAGCAAAGAACAAAAUGGCGCACCAAUCAGUCAUCGCUGAAGCUUCACAGCCUGGUUGUGGUGAAGGAAGACAAUCUCCCGCCACUUAAAUGUAGACUGGACCACAUAGUAGCUGUCUAUCCAGGGUCCGACGGAGUCAACCGGGUCGCAGACAUUCGUACCUCAAGCGGAGUCAUCAAGAGAUCUUUUAAUAAGAUUUGUCCCCUGAUUGCGGAUUAG